UGUAGAGACCGGGUAUAUAAUCGCCGCCGCUAUCUUGGCAAGUCACUGACUGUAUUGUACUGUCAUUGUCUCAUCAUGAGGACCUCCGUAGCCGUUGCUUCCCUUGCCAUCGUCGCCCUCGCCAUCCUGGGCACCACCUCUGCUAACUGCGUUAAAACAGUUGUAGGAGUUGGUGUGCCUGUAGAGAAGUACAGCGCCAGCGUGAAGAACGCUGCCUCCAACUCUGACGCCAAGACUGCUGAAGCCAACAAGGAAGACGAGGCUUACACUGAUGGCAUCGUCAAGUACGCUAGGGGAUCCUCCAACACUGCCACCAGCCAGGACAAGGACAGCGCUCAGUCCUCCGUCAAGGAAGUCGACGCCAAGGGAAUUGACGGCAGCUCAUACAAGGCCAAGUCCGCCUCAAUGAAAACCGCCUCUCUGGAAGCUAACUCCAAGACCCACAAUUCCUACGAGUCCGUAGGACUCGCCAGCCCCUGCGCUUAGAGGACAGUUCAUUCUCAGAUUGUUUGGAACUCAGAAUAAACUAAAGCAAAAAUA
This is a messenger RNA of Homalodisca vitripennis (glassy-winged sharpshooter), 540 nucleotides long. RefSeq lists its product as uncharacterized. Bases 76 to 486 code for a protein of 136 amino acids. The record is from RefSeq and is a predicted model, not a curated record. The transcript is spliced from 3 exons. NCBI's taxonomy places the organism in Eukaryota, Metazoa, Arthropoda, Insecta, Hemiptera, Cicadellidae.